Molecule: messenger RNA, 1056 nt
Organism: Sphaeroforma arctica JP610
Lineage: Eukaryota; Ichthyosporea; Ichthyophonida
Exons: 3
Coding region: 1-1056 (351 amino acids)
Source: RefSeq, a predicted model, not a curated record
AUGGCCGAUGUGGAUGAGGAAGAAGAGGAUUUCGUUUAUCCAUUAUCCCUCAAAAUAUGCUGGACAGUGGUAUUCGCAACGACUGCAGUUGCCAGCAUACUAAUCUCGCUCUACAUUGUCGUAAAGUGGCGUAAGCUAAGUAAGCAUCAGAGCUAUCUCAUAUUCUUCGUAUGGACACUUUUUGGGAGUGCGCUGAUCCAGUUCGAUAGGUUAACAGACAUGUGGGGGUGGUUGUCGUGGGAUUACUGGUCUUGGGGCUUCUAUGCCUUUGGCCAAAAUCUGCUGGUUGCACCUGAGCUUGAAGAAGCAUAUGGACAGGCAGCUUUGCAUUGGGAAUACGUGGAUGUUAUUAGCAACGCAGUGUUCACUUUAAUCGUCUUCCGGGUAUGGUACAAGCACAUUCGGAUCAUGUGGAUUCGUGACUUUGGCGACGGAUUCCCGAGCCAUACCAGCGCCUCGGAUUACUUUAACACGGACACUGGUAUGGGGAAUACGAUACAGAGCGGGUUUAACAACGGUCUUCGUAGAAUAUCGAAUGCGGGUAUCUAUGUGGUCGGUACAGUCAGUGGAACUAUGCGCAGACGAGCAACCACUACUAAUUUAAAAUCUACAGACGACACUAUAGUGGAAAACCCCAACUCUCUCUCUCACGACCGUGCCUUGACCAUCGCCAUAGGGGGGGUCAGAGCAAGAGCCAUGACCAGCAUGUGCAUGACACAUAAUACAGUAAUGCCGGAAGAUGCACUGAUUGAAGAAGCGGACGAAGACUUCAACAAAGAGCGUAGAUGGAGCCGUUUAUCCAAGUGCUUAUCACACCCCAGCAGAAGCUCACAGCAAUACGAGGUCAAUCAGUUCAGAGACUUGGACUUCGACGCGUUUACGGCUGCUCCUACUUCGAGUGUGGGCACCUUCCUGGGAGAGAGUAUCAGAAGCAUUGGCAGGCGAUUGUCCACUACGCGACAAUUAUCGAUGAGAAGUCUGCGAUCGACCACACUUGAAGGAACACAGAAUGCGAACCCCGAUAGAAGGGCACAGUCACUUCCUGACAUUUUAUAG